This is a messenger RNA of Cylicostephanus goldi, 504 nucleotides long. The record is from the annotation of a GenBank genome assembly. NCBI's taxonomy places the organism in Eukaryota, Metazoa, Nematoda, Chromadorea, Rhabditida, Strongylidae.
CUCAAACUACUUGUCGAUCAGAUAACAAUCCUCGAUACAAUGAGUCCAUUGGACUUCGUCGAUUUCAGAAAAUACCUCACACCUGCAUCCGGCUUCCAGUCAUUACAGUUCAGACUCUUGGAGAAUAAAAUGGGAGUUCGACUGGAUAGAAGGAUCAAGUACAAUGCACAACAUUACAAAAAUGUGUUCCUGAAAAAAGACGAAGUGCAGGCCGUAGAAGAAAGUGAGCAUGAACCUUCUUUAUUGAUGCUUAUCCAGAACUGGCUGGAAAGAACGCCAGGACUCAAAGAAACUGUCAUAGACGGUGUAGUAGACGAAGGCUUCUGGACGAAGUAUGAACGUGCAGUAGAGAAAUACUUGAGCGAUUCAUAUGAGGAGGCUAUGGUAAGUGCGAAGAUUACGAGAGAAAACCUUCCUCAAAAUGUUCAUGAUCAACUUCUGGCUGAAUACUAUAAAACAAAAGAUUCGUUCGCAACAAUCCUUGACCCAAAACAACAUGCACAG